Molecule: messenger RNA, 4512 nt
Organism: Siniperca chuatsi (mandarin fish)
Lineage: Eukaryota; Metazoa; Chordata; Actinopteri; Centrarchiformes; Sinipercidae
Product: clathrin interactor 1-like
Exons: 12
Coding region: 674-2614 (646 amino acids)
Biological process (GO): endocytosis
Cellular component (GO): endosome; clathrin vesicle coat; plasma membrane
Molecular function (GO): clathrin binding; phospholipid binding
Source: RefSeq, a predicted model, not a curated record
UAAAUGAAUACCAUUUUCAUGUACAACCAAUUUGUGAUCAGCAGAGUUGUUAGUCAAAUAUGAUGUAAAAUGUGUUUGAAACAGCUCUGAGGCAGCUGGAACUACUACCAUUAACAAAAGUUUACAUUAUAUCAUUUUAAAGUCAGGUAGGUUACACAUAGUGGUUUUUAAAGGGAAGAUGACACAGAGGGGUGGAAACUCAUGGAGGCUUUUAGAGCAUCAUGAAGAUAAACUGUAAAAAAUAAAAUAAAAAUAAAAAGGACUUCAGUAUUCCCAAAACCAUAUCUAUGGCCCAAACACCCACUGAGCUGAAGUGUCCUUGUACAAGGCACUGCGCCAUCCGGAGCUUAGGAUCUUCCUACAGAAAUCCAGAAAGAUUAAAUUCAUUGCCUCAUUGUUCCUGCGCCAUUCUGGUUUUGAGCUUUGUCCAUAAACAUACAUGGGCCGCGAGCGAGGGCACAUCUCGACGUUUCAGUGACGUAGACAGAUAACGACGUUUCCGUAGCAACUGGGGCCGGUCCGUUAACCGCAGCGACCGCUGUACUACCGGAGCUCAUCGAGGAGUAGGGGGGGGAAUUGUCGUCGGUAACCGGAUACCACCUCUGUCUUGUGGGGCGUAGAGACACGGGGGCGACGCAGUAUCGAGGCGGCGAGCCCGCAGUUCCGUGCGGAGAUGCUGAAUAUGUGGAAAGUCAGAGAGCUGGUGGACAAAGCCACCAAUGUGGUGAUGAACUACUCAGAGAUCGAGUCCAAGGUGAGAGAGGCCACGAAUGAUGACCCCUGGGGACCCUCCGGACAACUGAUGGGAGAAAUAGCCAAAUCUACCUUUAUGUAUGAGCAGUUCCCAGAGGUGAUGAACAUGCUGUGGACCAGGAUGCUGAAAGACAACAAGAAGAACUGGAGACGAGUCUACAAGGCUUUACUGCUGCUGGCCUAUCUGAUCAGGAAUGGGUCUGAAAGAGUCGUCACCAGUGCCAGAGAACACAUCUACGACCUGCGAUCUCUAGAAAACUACCACUUCAUCGAUGAGAAUGGGAAGGAUCAGGGCAUCAAUGUGCGUCAGAAGGUGAAGGAGAUGGUGGAGUUCGUCCAGGACGAUGACAGACUGAGAGAGGAGAGGAAGAAAGCCAAGAAGAACAAAGAUAAAUACAUUGGAGUCUCCUCUGACAGUAUGGGAGGAGGAGGAGGAGGAGGAGGAAGCAUUAAGAAUGCUAAUGAGUUGGAUCGGAGUAAGUGGGAUGAGGACUGGGAUAAGAGCAGAGGAGCUUUCCCCUUUAGUGAGAAGCUCGGAGAGAUCAGUGACAAGAUAGGCAGCACCAUCGAUGACACACUCAACAAGUUCAGAAAGAAGGAGCGAGAUGACUCACCCGACAGAAUCAGUGACAACGAGGAGGACAGAGCAUCCAGAAAUGGAAGGCAGGAAACCCUUGAGUUCAAAGAUGAGGAGGAAACUGUCACAACGAAGAGCAUCCAGAUCACACAAGCAACAGAAACCACAACCACUACCACACGGAAACGGAGUGGAGCAACAAGCAGCAAGACUCUGGACCUGGGGGCUGCAGCCCACUACACUGGAGACAACAGCCCAGAGGAGAAGUCAUCGAUCAGGCAGUCUUCCAGUAGCGGUCUAGCUGACCUGCUAGUGAUUGACCCUUCAUCCAAUCAGAGCACAGGUGGCAGUUCAGACCUCAUUGGUGGCUUUGCUGACUUCUCCUCUCCUGCGGCCUCUGCCAGCCUCCCAGCCUCCACUGCUGCUGCAUCAGCCAAUGGAAAUGGAGAAUUUGGAGACUGGAAUGCCUUCUCAGUCAAUCCACCAGCUUCAUCUAGCUCUGGUCCCUCCCAGCCCAUCACUGACCUGUUUGGCAGCGUCCAGUCACCAACAACCCCUGCCUCUAAUCCCACCCCCGUCCCACCAUCUGCCGAGCUCUUUGACCUGAUGGGUGGAGUUAACCAUCAACUAACCAAUCCACAUACAACACUGAGCGCGUCUCAGAGCAUGACUUUCUCUCUAGGAGGGGCAACGCCAGGAGCAUCUGUUGCUAUGCCCACCAUGCCCCUUUCUCGCUCUCAACAGAGCUUGGGGGGCAUGACAUCUCAGCAGCCUAUAGGACAACAGCAGAAGGUUGGCGUUGGUCAAGGAUCGUUAGGGUCGACCUGGUCUGACCCCUCCGUCAACAUCAGCCUGGACUUCCUAUCAGCGGGCCUCAACCCCACUAAGACACCGCCCACACUCAACAAUAUCAUCCAGCAACAAGGAGUGCCUCCCGUCAACCUGUUGGCCCAGAACUUUGGAGGACUGAACCUCAGCUCCCCGCCACACAUGACACCCAUUAGACCACCAGCCAAUCCCAUGAUGGCAGGCAGUGCCAUGACGAUGGGCAUGCCCCCUUCAAUGACCACGGGUACCAUGGGGAUGGGGGGAAUUCCUGUAAACCAAGGCAUGAUGGGAAUGAACAUGAGCAUGAAUAUGGGCAUGGCUGCUCCAGUGAUGAUGAGUGGUAUGGCUGGCAUGGGAGUGCCAGGAGUAGGGAUGGGCCUUGCACACUCCAUCACCCCAGCCGUGGUUCCACCCAAACAAGAUGCCUUUGCUAACUUUGGCAGUUUUGGGAAAUGAAGGAGUGCAAAUACGUGUGUGUGUGUGUGUGUGUGUGUGUGUGUGUGUGUGAGUGCGAGUGUGUGUGUGAGUCUGCAUGUCUGACAUUAUGAGAGUGUGAACUACAGAAGGACUGCUGUACUUGAAGACAACCUUGCAUGUUUCUCUUUCUGUUUCUGCUCUCAUUGGCAAGCUGGCACCAGUGAUCGUUCACCACGAUCUUGUAGGUCGGGGAGAGUGCCCACUGGUGCACAGGGGUAAUCUGAUGUGUGAAGAAAUUACGUCACACGGAGGACACCUGAAGAGCAGGGAAGGUGACAGCCCACAGCCUCUAGUCGUUAUUUUCCUGCGGGGAAAGGAUCCUCGUCUUUACCAGUUUUUUUUUAUGAACUAUAGUAUUUCCCCCUUUAUUGCAAAAAAUCACUGCAAAAAAGAUUUUCGCUGUAACUGCACAGAAAAUUCAAUCAGUAGAGUUGACUGACUCAAAUUAAAAUGGCAUUGCUGCCUUAAUUUUGCAUUGUAGCCUGAGAUAUCAUGUUUUAUAUAUAAUUUCAACCAAAUUCAGUUGUAAAAUUUAAGCCAUUAUAUUAUAGCCAGGGGCUGACUCUAUUACGGUCUCUCGCUCCCUGUGCAAAUAUAUAACAGUUACAGUAUCUGGAAUAUACUGAAUCAAUACUCUGGUCCUCCAGCAGAGGGCAGGGUGGGUGUAUGCAUUGAGAUAACAGUGUAUGGUCAUGCUUAUUCUUGAGCCAUAUUAGGGCGGAUGAAUUGCAUAUUAGAUCCUCUUUGUCUCCCCUCUCCUCUUAUCAGGCAGUUCACAAUAACUCAAUGUACAGUAGGACAGCUAAAGUUUUAUUGCUGUUUUAAAAGACAACAUGAGUGAAGCCUUGAACUGCUCAGAACAAAGAUCCCUAAAAUACUGUUGGGCUCUUUAUAUUACAAUAAUCUACUUUCCAUUUUGGAUGCCUCUGUCAGAUUAAUGCCUGAUGAAAGGGUCAGUCAGUAUUUUAUUCACUGAUAUUUUCUCUUUAUGUCUAUCUCAGACAUGCUGUUGUAGGGCACUUGACAUUAUGUAAGCAUUGCUUUCUGACCCACAUGUAUAUUCUGUCUAUUCUACUUUUGCAUACAGACACUGUGUAUGAAUAGAGGUACAGAAUAAUGUUGUUUUUUUUAAAGAGUAUUUUCCAACUGGCUGUGGGAGAGGAGGGUAAAAUGAUGGUCACCAUCUACAAGACUGAACAUCACAAUUCUCUAAAUUCCUUCCAUGUUUAAGGCAGUGGCACACCGCAGAAUUUUUGGGACAACCCAGCAAUGUACCUUUAAUUACAAAGUAUUUUUGCCAGAAAACAUUUUUCACCCUGCAACUCACUUGGUGGUCGUAUGGUGCAAGGGUCUCAUAUCUGCGCCUCACAAACCGUGUACUAGAAAAUAACCACCUUUACAUUUGACGGAUGUUACAUGUGGAUUAGAUAAAUUGGAGGAAUGUUUUCAUCAGCUGAGUUUUAAUAAAUGAUUUCUGUGGCUAGCUGAGAUCAGUCUAAAGGGUUUUGGGGUCUCGAGUGAAGUGAACGUGUGAGAAAAGAGUGAACGAGUGUGUGUGAUUUUGUGUAUGGGUAUAGUUUUCUCUGUUUGAUGUGCAAACACAGCUAAGCAGAGCCUCUUGUCAUUUUCUGAGGCACUGCACUCCAAAUGACCAAAUCUUUAUUUUGUUACUCUCAGAAGGAUGAUUCCAUAGCUAUUAGUUUAAUAUUUUAUUAGUUUACUUGUAUGGUUAUGUUCAUAUGGGAGAGCUAUUAAUAAUAUAAUUUAGUUGACAGGAAUCACGUUUUUUCUUUCUUUUUCGGUACAGCUAGUUUAAUUUGAUUGUACUCUAUAUUUUCUGUACUUCAUUCGACAUUAAAUUAAAUUAUAACAUUAAA